UCAACACAACGCUUCGUCGCACCCUCUCCGCAAUCGUCGCACUUUCUUUCUUUCAAUUUCGCGACACUCUUAUCGUGGUCUUGGCGUGGUGUCUCUUCUAGAGGGUAUAUUUGACACUAAUCUUCGUACAAUAAAGUCUUAGGUCUUUUGUAGUCAUGGGUAUACCUAUGUAUCGUGAGCCUUCAUCCACAGAGGCUGCAAAGAACAAUCCUGUCAAAGACCCUUGUGCCGCCGCACGUUCUGCAAUUCGUCGCCAGACCACUAUCCGGCGCCCUUCACGUUACAGUAGCUCCGCUUUGCGCAGCGCGACUUUGCGCUCGCCUUUCCCCCGUCCGCUAGCGAACGAGAUUGAACGUGAAGCUAAUGGACUCUCGCGCCAUGUACGCUCUCCUAUCCCGAAUUCCGGCUCUGGUGAAGAUCCAUUCGAUCUGACCAACGGUCUGUCGGAUUCCAGCGCACGAGAAGCAGGCCAGCGCCUACUCAACGAUGUUCUUCGUCACAGUCGUCCAGGCCAGAGAUUGAGGAUACCGCGUAAUACUGUGCUAGACGACAUAUACUUGCGCGCAGCGGCUGGUGACCAUGGGGGUGCUCGACAGGAACAAGAUCACCCGCCGCCAUCCUUUACUCCUCGAUUCGCCCCGGCAAUUGCGUAUCACAGGACCGCAUCUCCCCAGGCGCCUCCCGACGUCCGUUUGGCGCCAUUUCCUCGGUCGGAAGCCUUUGGUGGAGAUGCCUCGAUUGGUUCGACUAUUCCACUGUUACGGCGGGUUGGUCAGCGGUCUAUUAAUCAACAAAGCCGCUCAAACUCCCAGACUGUCGUCGACGGCCUUGGAGAUCGCCAGCGGAGUGUAAGCCCAGAUGGUGACAAUGCGAACGAUGCUUGGGAAACACUCUUGACUACUAUCACGCCAGACACCAAUCUUCCUAGCGCGGACUCCUCGUUCACAUCAGCGUCUGCGGGCACAAACGCUUCAAUGAAUGGAACGGCACGAAGCUCGGCAACUUCUUUUGGAACACUACCAAAUUCCAUGGACUCAACUGCCGCAACCGUACAGAUGGUUCUCGACCCUUAUCCGGAGUUUCUCAAUCCGUGUGACUAUUCCACUUCAACUGACUCCGACUCCGACUCUGAGGCAGAGGCCACCCAGAACUCAUUGUUCCAUUACCACUAUCGCCGAAUACGCGAAAUUAACGCCAGGAGGGAUGCCAGGAGGCGUGCACGUAAUGCACAUUCGACUAUGAGUAGCCAACCUCCGCUUCCUGCGAUCUCAUUAGCGAUUUCCAACUCCAUAGACCCGGACCUUCAACAUAUGCAAGCUAUCUUGGACCGGCUUGCCCGUCGAGAGGAUGUCCCUGAUGACUUGUGGACAGCAGCUGGACUGUCUCGUACCAUCGGCCAAGGGGUCAGCGCAAACGACGGUACCAGCAAUUCUGAUGCAGUUGAUGGGCCGUCCAGACAGCAGCAGUGAAGACCUUAUAUAUUUUCUUUCUUUCUGAUUCUGUGUUAAUUAUUGAGCCUUUCAUCCCUUCCAUUUUGUUAGGGGCAGUCAUGUCGAUGUAAAUGGGUUAAGCGGGAAGGAUAUAACGUUCGGCGUUCAUGGUGUUUUCUUCCAAAAUACACAGUUUGCGGGUUGCCUUACAGUGGCUGGAAGCACUUAUCAUGGGAUCAUCAUUUGUUUAUUCCCCUAUAUCUGUUCGGGUCUCUAUAUUUAUUUGGGUUAUGUUUCUUUCGAUUUUUGAAGUUCAGCAGCCUUUUGUUUCUUGGCAUCAGGAUGGAAGCAAGAUCUACGGGCAACUUACGGGGGCGUUUGUCUAUAAUUCUCAUUGUCUGACAUUCUGCAUACAUGGUACAUAGCCUGCACUUCCAGGUUAUACAGCUUCAGUCAGAAGUUAUUGAACAGUGGGCAACGCUGAUCAUGGCAUGAACUAGAAUUCGACAAGGCUGUCGUUUUAAGAUGUAGAAAGUAAC
Molecule: messenger RNA, 1969 nt
Organism: Aspergillus caelatus
Lineage: Eukaryota; Fungi; Ascomycota; Eurotiomycetes; Eurotiales; Aspergillaceae
Exons: 2
Coding region: 156-1469 (437 amino acids)
Source: RefSeq, a predicted model, not a curated record